Molecule: messenger RNA, 2328 nt
Organism: Conger conger (European conger)
Lineage: Eukaryota; Metazoa; Chordata; Actinopteri; Anguilliformes; Congridae
Gene: p2ry10
Product: P2Y receptor family member 10
Exons: 3
Coding region: 185-1198 (337 amino acids)
Biological process (GO): positive regulation of Rho protein signal transduction; phospholipase C-activating G protein-coupled receptor signaling pathway
Cellular component (GO): membrane
Molecular function (GO): G protein-coupled receptor activity
Source: RefSeq, a predicted model, not a curated record
GAUAGCAGGCAGCUUCCUGUUCAUAAGUCUGACUGAUUGUUACGCUCCUUCGUUGGAAGCGUGCAGUGUCACAGCGGAGCAGAGCAGAGACAUGAUUCCCCUUCUGCGAUUGGAACAGACUUCACUCCAGGACGACAGAUUUCAUCUUCUGGAAGACUGCAAUCAAUGACACAGCUGGGUCAGGAUGAUGUCCGGGAACACGUUGCACUCUGGGCAUAACACCUCCAUCAACUCCUCAAACUGCACUUACAACAGCACCUCACGUGACGAAGUAAUGAAGCAACUCUACUUCUACUUCUACCUGCUCAUCUUCAUCCCUGGACUGCUGGGCAACAGCCUAGCACUGUUUGUGCUGUGUCGCUUCAUCAGCAAAAAGACCAAAGCCAUCAUCUUCAUGAUCAACCUGGCCAUUGCUGACCUGCUCCACGUGCUCUCGCUGCCCCUGCGAAUCUACUAUUACUUCACCCUCUCCUGGCCCUUCGGUAAGGACCUGUGCAUGUUCUGCUUCUACCUAAAGUACCUGAACAUGUACGCCGGCAUCGCCUUCCUGGUGUGCAUCAGCAUCCAGCGCUGCACCUUCCUCAUGCGCCCUUUCUGCGCCAAGAAGUGGAAGCGCCGCUACGACGUGCGCAUCAGCGUCACCGUGUGGCUGGCGGUGGGACUGUGCUGCUCGCCCUUCAUCCUGAUGAGGAGCAACAGCCAGGCCACCAACUCGAGCUGCUUCAAGGACCUGCCCACGCACAAGCUGAGCCUGCGCCUGGCCAUGCCCAUGAUAGCCUUCGGCGAGCUCCUGGGCUUCGUCAUCCCCCUCCUCAUCAUCAGCUUCUGCUCCUACUCCAUCGGCCGCUCGCUCAGCCGCAACAACCCCACCCAGCAGAGCCCCGCCGACAAGCGCAAAGCGCUGCAGAUGGUGCGGGUCUGCACCGGAGUCUUCCUCUUCUGCUUCGCCCCCUACCACAUCAACUUCCUGCUCUACAUGCUGGUCUCCCAGGACGUGAUCAAGCACUGCCCUCUGCAGAAUGUGGUCCUGUACUUCCACCCCAUCUCCCUCUGCAUAGCUAGCCUCAACUGCUGCCUCAACCCCCUCAUCUACUACUUCCUGACCACCGAGUUCCGGGAGCAGCUCGUCCGGCACGGGAGCUCGGUGCUGAGGGGUCGUCUCAUGAGCAUGGAGAGCACCUCCUCCUACAGGGAGUAACAGGGUUAGGGUUAGGGUUACGGCCUGGCCACUGGCCUUGUGGGGUUAGGGCGCAGGCUGGUAGGGGUGCAGAGCAAACAGAACAGAAAAGUGCUUCACGAGGGCCCCCAUGAAAACCAAAAAACAAUGGUAAAUGAAGUUCUAAAUGCUGUUCGCACAAAUACGAUGGACAGUGUCGUCAGUGUGUAAGCACCACUGUCUCACAGGGAGAUGUGGUGGUGUGAACAUGGCCGACACUGUGAUUCCCUUUUCUGUUUAGCUGCAGUGAGUGGGCAUCAACAGCCUGCAUACAAUUCUGCCUUGUUCAUGUUGUUUUUUUUUUAGUUUGUUUGCCUAUUUUUCUGUGUGAUGUAGACCUGAGAUGGUAGUUUUAUUCCACAUCUAAUGUUUGUUAUUGGAUGUUUGUCUUGUCAUUAUAAUUUACAGUAUUAACAGACGAUGAUGCAAUAGAGAUCUGCCACAGCUUGGACCUCAGUUUAGGUCUCAGCUAAAACCUUAAGGAGUCCCUCAGACUUAAAAGUAUGCUUCACGGUGUUUUUUGAACCAGACUAUGAAUGUCUACACUAGGUAACAUCAAUUCUCUACCUAGGCAAUAAUAUAAGCUUACAAUUCAAAUGUAAAUAAUUUUUUUUUUUCAUUUUAAAAGUGAGGUAAAAGUAUGACUUUCAAAAGAAACACUCCUGGGGCCUGUUCUACAAAGCAGGAUAACAACACAAUGUUGGAAAAAGUAAAAAGAGCUGUUCUGGAUUUUCCUUUGUGCAGUUAUCUGGCUAACUCAGUAAUGCCACAUUGUAGAAUGGGCCCCUGGUAAGUGCUUCAGUAAUUCCAAUGUUAAAAGUUGCACUAUGUAAAUGAUAAAAUGACCAUAAGAAAUUUGUGAUGUUAAAAAUGACAGAAAAGCGUAAAAGCAUAUAUGACCGAUCCUUGUCUAACCUAUUUUUUUUUUUUUUUUUUUUUUUUACUGAUUUACACCAAAAAUCAGAGCUGUCCCCUUGUCCUUUAUUAGAGAGAAUCUGUAGUGGGCCUAAAAAUAUAAUUUCCUUGGCAAUGAUAGUUGGGGAGAGCUAUUUCAAAUCAGGGGUAUGCUCUCCUCGCAAUAACUUUUCAAUAAAAGCAGUGAUAAGUAGCAA